AUUGUUUAUAAUGUAGGACUAUAAAGGGGGGUUCAUAGACUGGGGGCCAAUACAAAGAAAACGCAUCCGACACAAACACUAAGGUGACAUUUUUUAAGUUGAUCACACAACAAGCCAUGUAGAACAAAGUAGGCUGUUCUCGGAAAUAGACAUGGACGGUGGGAGAUGAGCGGCCACCACUUCACACACAGGAAUACAUGAUGGCCAUCGAAUUGCUGACGAGUCAGAACAAUGGUGAGCUCACCGCCGGGGCACGGUCGCACGUCCAGCCGCGCGAGCUAUGAAAUGCACCCGCGGAAGAGGAGCCAGAUGGACAGCCUCGUGCAGCCGCUCGUCGCCCAGUACCUCGCGAUGGGAGGCCAGUCCAAAGAAAACAGCGCCAAUGGAAAUAUCCCAGCAAACGAGGGGAAGGAGAAGGAACACCCGCGGUCGACCGUGGGUACCAGCCCCAGGCCCCGGGUCUCUCCUCCUGGCCUGGCUCAGAGGUUCCACCGGCCCAGCCCCGGCCAGCAGGUGACCCAGGGCAAGAGCGUCACGCCCCCCCUGGGACACCUCAACAAAGGGGCCAGCUGGGAGGAGCUCCUGCAGGCCUGCUUGCUGACCUUUGACUCAGAUGGUGUAUGUGGGAGCAGCCACCUGUUGAACAUUACCCUCACCAUGCACCGUCUUCUCAUGUCCUCCAGCGACCUCAUGGACAAACUCACAACCCUAUAUCCUUAAAAAUCACCCGUGAACGUAUGUCAUCCAAUGUACAAUCGCCUUUAUUUUUAGAUGAAGGCAACAGGCGGUUUGACGUGGAUGCAGUACGGUUUGACGUGGAGUAUCAGUACAGAAAUAAAGCCAGGGACUGGAUCUGCCCUGGUCGUGUGCUAGUUCCAUCUGGUUGUCAGUGGCAACGGCCUAUCAAACUCACACUUGGGGUUUACAAGCGAAUCUGCCAUGGUGGCUUACGCUGUGAAAACUUGAUAGGCAGCGUCAGAUUGUAGCCAUAGCUGUCAAUUGUUACAGCGCAUGUGUUUAGUUCUCGGUUUUCACCUCCGUUCUCACCAAUGGACGUCUCCUGCUGUUCCAGGGGAACGGGUCCUCCGGGAUUUCCAUAUUGUGGAAUAUUUAAAAUGACCCAUUGAAAAAUGAUAAUACUCAAUUUAGAUUUAGAUGGAAAAAAUAAUAAUAAUUUCAAUUCAUGGCCUGUGCCCUAUGAUUGCUUCGAUUCAGCCGUGGCCUCAGAAAGCCUUCUCAGAUCAUUUGACCGGCCUUCGCAUGUACGCCUCCAGGGUUCCCAUAGUAAUGUAUCACUCACCCCUGUACCUUUACCAAAGUCCCCUUCAUCCACUUACAUGCAAACCCACAAUCACACUCCUCAUCAAGGACCUGAAAAGGCUGUUCGAGCAGCGCCCGUAUUUAACCUGCAUAAGCCCAGAACAAAGUGGUUAGCCCAAAAUCCCCCUGUUUAGCUCUAUCCAACCCUCCUCAAUCUAUGGCCCGGGACAGAAAGACGAUGAACAGGCUGAUCAAGAAAAGAGACUAGGGGGGCCAGUAAGCAGCCUGCAUGGCAGACUGACAACCAGAAAAGGCGUAGGCAGUACUUCUGCUCUCAUGACGCAAUUAGCUUUUUUUUCUUCUCUCAUGUGCGCAUCACUUCAAGCUGAUUCCUGCCAAUCCAGAGCCACGGUGUCAGUGUAUUUUUAAACACAUGUUUUGUAGGGAAAGUAAACGGUUGAGGGUCUCCGAUCAACGGGCGGUUGCCUUAGCGGUCUGAUCGUUUUGAAGUGCUUAUGACAUGGAGUGUAAGAUGGGAUAAGGCCUUGAGUGUCCUCGUUCCAGUGUGUUUAUUCCAGAUUAAGGCUGUAUCAUGCAAAUGCAGAUCGCAAAGCAGUAUCUCUUCUGGACGCUUCUACGUCUAGCCUUCACGACGGAACCUCAUGUCCGGUCGGAGUUUGGGCUCGCUCUUCACGUUUGAACGAUGAGCCAUGCUGAGUAAUGAGUCGAAACAGCCGAGGGAACAGCGACACGCGUCACGGCAAUUCCUCUCUGAUUUCCUUCCUUAACUUCCAUGGUUACGGUCAAAACGGCGAUGGACAACGAACAGCCCGCCGAGUGCCAGAGGAUAUGCUACCUGGUCAGGUUCUGGAUCCAGGAGUUCUGGAUGAUGUUCCGGUUGCACAGCAGCCUGUCCGACAGCCUGGAGCAGUUCCAGGAGCUGAUCCGAGACCUAGGACAGGAUCAUUUGGCUCCACUCCUGGAGACCAAGUGGAUGGAGCGAGACUGGUCGUUGAAGGCCAGCCAGAAGAUUAAGGCAAACUGCAGCAAGAAGAGGAAGGUAUCUCUUCUCUUCGACCACCUGGAGCCCAUCGAGUUGGCUGAACACCUCACCUUCCUGGAGUUCAAGUCCUUCUGCAGGAUAUCUUUUGUCGACUACCAGAGCUACAUCCGCAGCUGCUGCAUGAAGGACAUCCCCGCCAUGGAACGUUCCAUCGCUCUGUGUAAUGGUAUCUCCCAGUGGGUGCAGCUCAUGGUGCUGAGCAGGCCUACAGCUCAGCUGAGAGCGGAGGUUUUCACCAAGUUUAUUCACGUGGCUAAGUGCCUCCAUCUUAUUCUCAACUUCAACACACUAAUGGCGGUGGUGGGAGGCCUGUGUCACAGUUCCAUCUCCAGGCUGAAGGACACGAGCGCACACGUACCCAGCGAGGUCACCAAGGUCCUGAAUGAGAUGACAGACCUGCUGUCGUCCUGUAGGAACUAUGACAACUAUAGACAGGCCUACGGCAGGUGUGCAGGUUUCAAGAUCCCCAUACUGGGCGUGCACCUGAAGGACCUGAUCUCCGUCAACGAGGCCAUGUCGGACUAUGUGGAGGACGACAAGGUGAACGUGCAGAAGUUGCAGGCGCUCUACAGCCACAUCCACGAGCUGAUCCAGCUGCAGCAGACCCCGCCCCGGCUGGACGCCAACAAGGACCUUGUGCACCUGCUCACGCUGUCCCUGGACCUGUACUACACAGAGGAUGACAUUUACGAGCUGUCCUACGCAAGAGAGCCCAAGAACUGCAAGGCGCCCCCCGUCACGCCAUCUAGACCCCCAAUGGUAGUGGACUGGGCCCCGGGAGUAGCCCCCAAACCAGAUCCGCGGACCAUCAGCAAACAUGUGCAGAGAAUGGUGGACUCCGUUUUCAAGAACUACGACCACGACCAGAACGGCUUCAUCUGCCAGGACGACUUUGAGAAAAUCGCAGCCAGCUUUCCCUUCUCCUUCUGUGUCAUGGACAAAGAGAAGGAAGGCCUCAUCAGCCGAGAUGAGAUCACUGCCUACUUCAUGAGAGCCAGUGUCAUCUGCUCCAAGCUGGGCCUGGGCUUCGUCCACAACUUCCAGGAGACCACGUACAUGAAGCCCACCUUCUGUGACAACUGUUCAGGAUUCUUGUGGGGCGUCAUUAAACAAGGCUACAGAUGCAAAGACUGUGGGAUGAACUGCCACAAGCUGUGCAAGGACCAGGUGGCCUUCGAGUGCAAGAAGAACGCGAAAGGGGCGUGUGCAAGCGACAGCCCGAGCCCCAGCCUGACCCCUGUAACAACAGGGGUCCCGGAAGGCUCGGAGGACGGGCCCUUCCCCUACCCGCCAGACGAGACCCGGGAGUGGAGCCCAGGGUCCCCGGUGCAGCUGCCCCCGCUGAUACUGAGGCACCAGAGGGUCCACAGUGGCACCCAAACAGAGUGGCCCUCCCUCUCCUCCACCGCCGCCGCCGCCGCCACCACCGCCACGCCCACCUCCCCCCCGGCCGACGGCGGCCGCCCUCAGCCGUCCUUCCUGUUGCCCACCCCGCCCGCCCUUCCCCCCUGCCCCAGCCCCGUGCCGCAGCGUAAGAAGCGCUCCUACGCCAAGUGGGAGAACCGGGCGUCCACCGUGCAGCGGUCCCCGGAGCAGGAGGACCGCAAACCGGGCGUGGAGGAGCUGGAGACGGAGAACCACAAGCUGCAGGAGACCAACGAGACGCUACGCAGGAGGCUGAGGGACACGGAGCGGGAGGUGCAGACGCUGCAGACGCUGCUCCGGAGAAACGCCCUGCACCGCGUGGAGGAGGACUCCUCCUCCUAGCCUCGCCGGGCCGCCACCCCUCCUAUUGAGAGACCGCCGGCGGCGUCCCACACGAGGGCCCUCAGACCUGCGGGUCCUGAAGGGGAACCCGGCCCGCCAGCCCCUGACUGUUUCCCUCUGCUGCGUAUCGGACGCCGAGCCUCCGCCUGUUGCCAGGCAACGGGGGGGGGGGUCUGCGGGUCAGAUUGGAUGGAGAGCGUGUGGGCAGAAGGGCGGAGGAUGGAGACGCUCCGAGCCGUUCCGUCGCGGCCCCCGGGUCAAUGGAGUCACGUGACUUUAUGGAUCGGCCGUACUGCCGCCUCCCUGAACGUGACGGACGUCGGUGUUCGUAUGUGCAUGCCAGGUUUACUUGUGUUUAGGUGGUCUGUUAAGGCUCCUCUUAGAUAUUGAUAUGGGUGACUUUAUAUGGCUACGGAAUGAAUCGCUAUGGGGGGGUGAGGAGAGGUGGCCCCCGCUGUAGAAGUGUGAUAAUAACUGCAUUUAUUUAGCGUUUUUCUUGUCAAGUUGAAGCACAUACACACACAUACACGUAAACACGCUGGAGACACACACACACACACACACACACACACACGUCACACACACACACACACAAUGGACCCACACACACACACACACACACACACACAUAGACUGGACACACACCCCCAAACACACACUAGCACACACACACACCAACAGUGGUGUCUACCGAGUAAGGUUGCAGGGAUCAGGAUUAGACGUGCUAUGUUGAAGGUCACUUUGAAGGAGCCAGGGCUCGGAUUGGACAAAACAAUUCCCUUUAUUAAGGAAUCAACAAGCUACUUCCUAGCGCAAGUACAAGACAAUCUGCAUUUCAAUGAAGCAAAAACCUACAGCCAAUUCAUUCUUAUGUACACAGUCAACCUUUCUACAUUUAGGGUAAGCCAUUUAAAGGGAGGACGAAUGUUAGCAGAAGUUGGCCUUAAAGGGGCUACUGUAAAGCAGUAUUAGGAUCAGUUUAACAGAAGUACAACAUUAAAAUGGAAAUGAUAAUGUUCUUUGCUGGUAUUUGAUUCAGGAUGGUGGUUACACUGUGAGAGCCAGCCUUUUUAAGUCCUGAAGUAAAGGCACUAUAAACUGAACAGUGGCGAUACACCUAAUGUGGUAUUAGUUGUAGUUGCCUCUUCAGCAUGUAAAUAAUUGUCAUCAAUAUAUAUACAUGUCUACAUGUAAAAGUACUCACUUCAGUGCUUACGCUGAUAUUUAUUGUUUGAAACACUACAUUGUUUAUUAUUCUAAUAAAGUUUUUUUUUAUUGGUUUACUUAUUGAGCUAUUAAUGGUUUUGUGUCUUGCAGUAUUUUUUCUUAUCUUACGUGCACCUCUCUUCACUGUCAGUUUCUUAGUAGCAUUGCAGUAGCAAAUGGUGUAUUCUAUCCUGUGAAGCAAAUGCAAUUGUAUGAAAUGUCCUGUAAAUAAUGAGACACAUCUAGUAUUUGGUCCUGUCACUGGAGUCCUUCUGAAUGUCAUCAAUCAUGUUUUACAUUGUGGCUCUGUGUGUUCUGCUAUUGUAAUAAAUACAUUAUACGAUA
Molecule: messenger RNA, 5641 nt
Organism: Gadus macrocephalus (Pacific cod)
Lineage: Eukaryota; Metazoa; Chordata; Actinopteri; Gadiformes; Gadidae
Product: RAS guanyl-releasing protein 1-like
Exons: 17
Coding region: 2054-4090 (678 amino acids)
Biological process (GO): Ras protein signal transduction; positive regulation of GTPase activity
Cellular component (GO): plasma membrane
Molecular function (GO): calcium ion binding; guanyl-nucleotide exchange factor activity
Source: RefSeq, a predicted model, not a curated record